Knipowitschia caucasica is the source of this 951-nucleotide messenger RNA. The record is from the annotation of a GenBank genome assembly. NCBI's taxonomy places the organism in Eukaryota, Metazoa, Chordata, Actinopteri, Gobiiformes, Gobiidae.
AUGGGGGACGACCAUGGGGAGGACCAUGGGGAGGACCAUGGGGAGGACCAUGGGGAGGACCAUGGGGACGGCGUGUACCAGGACUGGGCCACACGCCUCAUUACAGCUCCUCAGCCCACAGUGGAAAUCAAAAACAGAGACUCCGGAAAUGCUGUUUUCCAGUUUGGAGCAGGUCUCAGGGUCAGGUCAGACUCAGAGUCCCCCUCUUUGGUGUCCCCCUCUUUGGUGUCCCCCUCUUUGGUGUCCCCCUCUUUGGUGUCCCCCUCUUCAGCGUCCCCCUCUUCAGCGUCCCCCUCUUCCGCGUCCCCCUCUUCAGCGUCCCCCUCUUUAGCGCCCCCUAUGGGCCCCAGCAGAGGCAGAGACAGAGGCAGAGUGAGGGCUGGGUCUCUCUCCUCCUCUGGCACAGUCCCAGCUGAGGACCUGGCCAAAGACAUGAAGAACCGUCUGGCUUUCUUACGGAGGAGGAACGAGUCUCCAGGAAGCACCGGGAAACUAGACAAGUCCAUGUCCAAGUCUGUCAAGCCCACCCCCGAGGAGGCGCUGAAGUGGGGGGACUCCCUGGACCGGCUCCUCAACCACAAAUAUGGUCUGGCGGCGUUCAGGGCCUUCCUGCGAACAGAAUUCAGCGAGGAGAAUCUUGAGUUCUGGUUGGCGUGUGAAGAGUACAAGAAAGUCAAGUCUCAGUCCAAGAUGGCGUCCAAAUCCAAGAAGAUCUUUGCAGAGUACAUCGCCAUCCAGUCGUGUAAAGAGGUGAACCUGGACUCCUACACCAGGGACCACACCAAGGACAACCUGCAGAACGUGACGCGCUCCUGCUUCGACCUGGCGCAGCGGCGGAUAUUCGGGCUGAUGGAGAAGGACUCUUACCCUCGCUUCCUGCGCUCAGAACUCUACUUGGACUUAAUCAACCAAAAAAAAUCUAGUGCCACCUCAACUUCGUCCACGUCGUAA